AUGGCGCCGAAAAGUGCAGCGCCCAAGGCUGCAGCGCCCAAGGCCGCAGCGUCCAAAGCGGCGCCCAAAGUAGCAGCGACGAAAGCCGCUGCUGCCAAAGCAGCGCCCAAAGCCGUGGCCAAAGCUGGUCGUGACGAAUUGGGCGUGGAGGUUGUGAAGGAAGUGGAGCUGCCCGGCGGCGCGAAGCUUCGUGUCAGCGUCGGAUGCAUCGAUCGCUUUGAGGGAGACGCCUUGGUCAACGCAGCGAACCAGGGAUGUCUUGGGGGUGGCGGCGUUGAUGGUGCAAUCACCCGUGCGGGAGGGUCCAGGCUCCACGAAGCCCGAAAAGCCUUGCCAGCCACCGCUGGCAAGCGCUGUGCCACUGGUAGCGCCGUGGUCACUGUGGGUGGCGACCUGAAGGCCAAGUGGUGUAUCCAUGCAGUCGCGCCGCGCUAUCCUGGCAAGGACACAAAGGAGUCCAAAGAUGAAUCGACGCUGGCAGAGUGCGACGCCCUGCUGCGGUCCGCAGCCACGGCUGCCAUGCGCCUGGCGAAGGCCAAGAAAGCCAAGCGUGUGGCUUUUCCCAUCUUGGCCGGUGGCAUCUUUCGAGGCUGCCGGCCUCUGGAUGUUGUCAUUGCGCAGUGCCUCCAGGGCAUCCAGGAGGGUGUCUACGAAGGCUUGGAGUCAGUCUACAUCGUGGCCUUUCCAGGUGAUCCAGAGUCCCUCCCCAUCCUGCUGGAUGUCGCUGCCAAGUUGGAGGGACCUGCGGAGGCCCCGACUCCAGUGCGCGGUGAGGCCACAGAGGCCAUAGAGGCCACAGAGGCAACGGAGGCGAAGGUCGCUGUCCCGGUCGCGGUUCCAGAGCUGGCGCGCACGAAGUCCGAGCAGGUGGUGCGCGUGUUCCGCGAGUGGGACCAAGACUGUGACGGGCGCCUCAAGCUGGAGGACAUGUGCACAAUCUUCGUCAAUUUGGGUUUCACCCCUGAAGAUGCGGCAAAGCUCUUCGCACAAGCCGAUGUGAACGCAGAUGGACUGCUUGACUAUGCUGAGUUCGCGCAGUGGCUGUAUGAUGUCUCACCCGCAGAAUUUCGAGAGCAGAUUCUGCGAUCCCAUUUCCCCAUUGCGUCCGGCCCCUUUGGGCUCACAGACGAGACGUGCCAAGCUACCUUUCAGUGCCCUGGCCUUCUCCCAUUCGAGGUCGUGGCCAAGAUGUUCAUGUCACUGGCCCUCCAGGUGGAGCUGCCCUCGUUUCAGGCCCUCUUUGACUUUUUCUGUCGAGCCGAGGGCCCGGAGCUGCUGAGCACCACCGUGCAAGAGGGAAUCCCAUUUGGACCUCGCCAAAAGGCGGUGCGGAAGAGGGCCGAGGUGGACUUCCUGUUUGGCCUGCCGCCCCCGCUGUAUGGGCGGGGCAGACCGCCACGGGAUGCCGUCUCGAAGGGCCGAAGCUCCUCGCCUGGGUGCCGCUCGGAUUGGCUUUGCAACCCGCGCCCGCUCCUGGCCACGGGCGAGCGGGUCCGGUCCGGGAGCAGGGCCCAGAUCUUCGAGGAAGACCUGCGGGACCGUGGCAGAUCAUCGGAACGCUAUGAGGAUGACUAG
Symbiodinium natans is the source of this 1575-nucleotide messenger RNA. The record is from the annotation of a GenBank genome assembly. NCBI's taxonomy places the organism in Eukaryota, Dinophyceae, Suessiales, Symbiodiniaceae.